GUUCGCCAGUUACUCGUCGGCUGCCGCGGCGCGAGGACGUCUUGUAAUGCGCGGCGAUAUUUGACGCGAUAUGGCCACAGCUGCGACUAGCAACAUCGUCAUCGAGUGGUUGCGAUCGCUCCACUUGGGCCAAUACGCCGAAAGUUUUAUCGAUAACGGUUACGAUGACUUAGAAAUAUGCAAACAGGUUGGAGAACCCGAUCUCGAUGCUAUCGGGGUCUUGAACCCAGCACAUCGCCAGAGACUUCUCCACUCGGUGCGAACACUGAGAGAGGAAGGCGCCGCGGCUGUUUACUUCACAUUAGAGGAAGCUGCCGCUGUGCGCGACUCUUGUAGGUGUGAAGAAGAAGUUCGUAAAGAACAAGCAGUUGCCACCAUCGAGCCUGCCAAAUAUGCGGAUGAAUACGAGGAGGGGAAGGCUGAACUUGUGAAAAUUCCACGCAUACAGCUAAAACGGCUCCUUCGAGAACGUCUAGCUCAGGAUGGAAUCCGCUUGAGUCUUCAGCCCUACUCAACCACGGAUGGCGACAGGGGCUAUCUAGAAGGUUUGGCCUCGAGAUACGCCGACCUAUUUUCAACACACUACGGCGACGUUCUCGACCAUUUAGAAGAACUCCGGAGGCAUGAGUGGGAGGAGAUGUCACCUCGUAUGAGGGUCAUAGGACCCAACACACCGCCGACGCCGCCUUCAGCAAGCCCUGGCUCUUUAGCUCUGAACAACCUAACUACGUCACAUUCACAACCUAUCUAUGUGCCUGGAAAGUAUUCACCUUCAAGUUGCCUUACGGAUAAAGAGGAAGACGACAUCUACGGGUUUGGUUACGGAGUGUUCGGGAAACAGAUGCUGCAGCGGCAGCAACAGCAGAAGCAGUUGUUGUUGGCACAAUCAUCGCAGCCGCUCAUCCACAAUCAACAACAUAACUAUCAAAGUUGCCUCAGUCCGCGCUCCGCUUACUUCUACGAAUUCCCUCCAAGUGAUAACUGCCUCGGCACGGCCAAAAAAAAGGUGACGACUUUCUCAAGGCUACUUCGCGGUUUAAAAUCACAUAGAAAAGAGAAACACGGCUCAUGUUCGCCGAAGCACAACACUCGGCAGACAUUGCCCCCUCAAAGGGUGGAUACACCAGACAGCGUGCUACAAAGUGGGCUAGGUCUAGAAGCAGGUUCAGACACAGUUCUGAGGUCUAUGGUAGAUCCAAGAGACUAUGACCGCCUCCGCUUCUUUCAAAUGAGUGCCGCCCAUCCAAACACCUUCGAAGAAACGAUUCAUAGGUUAAAAGUUCAAGAGGCGAUGAAGAAAAAGGACAAAUUGGCGAGAGAACAGGAGGAGAUAUUAAGAGACAUCCGACAUGGCCUAAUGAACAUGGGGCGAGAAGGCGUAAGGGGACCUUUUGGAGACGACACCUAUAUGUACGAUGAUGAGGCAAGAGGACUCUCAGGUCGAGGACAUUGGUAUGAUGAACCUCCCUAUGAAAGCGACCCAGAAGAUUUUCUUAUGGGAGGAAAUGUUCCGGCUGCGACGAUCCAGAACGGACGUGUUUGUUUUACACUUAAUCUGCGAAACGAGCCGAGAGGCGAGGGCGUGAUAUCACUGAGAAGCGCUGGCGAUAUAAGCUUAGCGAGAACUCCGCGAAGAGGAUUAAUAAUUCCACAAAGCGGCCCCUACCCUACGACUGUGAUACCCCUUCGAACGUCGAGAGACAGGGAAAGCGGGGAUUACGCCGCGUCUGAUAUACAAUCUAUAGGAUCAAGACUCUCUGGAAUAUCAUUAGAAUCAUGUAGAUCUGAACGGGACUCACGGAGAGGUUACAGGCAAAUGUCAGGCUAUCGGAUAGGAAUAGAUCCGUUAUCGCCCGCCUCAUCAGAUUACGAAGAUCAAGAGAGCGAAACUGACUCACAACACAUAGCCACCGUGCACAAGUCAGCUGAAGAAUGUGAAGGUGUAUCAAAUUUAGCUGGAAAGGUUCGGGGUCUACGACAAGAUGUUCAAAGAAAAAUUUCUAGGUUACGACAAGAAAGAGGUCCUGAAGGAUCGGAUAUGCGAACCAUUGGAGAUAAUGCGUUUCCAUGUUCUAAUAGUAGUUUUGAAAGUCUUCCCAGCGGCUCUGGCAGUAGCACUCAGGCAUUGGUUCGAGCUGGUAGUAAUCAUUCAUCUCUCUCGGCAGAAGAAAACAUAGAAUUAAGUCCAGCCGGGCGAAGUUUACUGGUACCGCAAAUGCUGUGCAGAGCACGAGCCCUCGUUGACUAUUUGCCGAAUAUCUACGAAAAAGAUGCAUUAAGAUACAAGAAAGGAGACAUAAUAGAAGUUAUCAACAUGAACGCAUCCGGGAUUUGGAGAGGUGUUCUGAACAACAAAGUUGGAAAUUUUAAAUUUGCCAAUGUCGAAGUCCUUUCAGAAAGAGACACAAAUAGAUGUAGGACACUAAAAUGGUGUAAAAGUCGGGAAAGACUAUGGGAAACCAGACCAAGAACUGUUGAAGAAUUGUUAAGAAGAAUUGAUUUACCAGAAUAUGCUAUUGCUUUCGAAAGGAAUGGCUAUGAAGAUAUUGAACUUUUCAAAGAAAUUGAGCCUUCAGAUUUAGAUUAUUUGGGAAUCAUGACUCCAGAUCAUCGGACUCGUAUCCUUGCUGCUGUACAACUGCUACACCAACUCGAAUGUAAGAUUUCGAUUGAUGAUGAAUUGCUUGGUGGCGAAGGCGAUGGCGAGGGUGAAGGUGGAGGUUCAAGUUCAGAAGGUGGCGACUCUACAUUUGAUCGCCGACAGUUUCCCCGCGACUCUGGCUGUUAUGAAGCCAGCGUCGGUGUCGGAGGAGUCCGUGUUCGUACAUCACCCCUUGUCCAUAGAACGGAAGAACCUUCUCAUAGACCACCAGAACCGGCUCCGCAAGCAAAGCGUUCAAUUCGACGACGACAGCCUGAUGACGCGGAGUGUGAUAGAAUUGAACGAUACCCUGGCACUGUUAGUGAGAAAGUUGUAACACGUGCUGGUGGAUUACCUGGAGGCGCAAGAGAUGAUAUUUGUGAAUCAGAUCAUAAAUUGAAUGUUGUGAAGUUUGUCGCUGGCGGAGAACCGUGUGCGUCCGAGAAGAGCAGUGACUCUGGAGUCAGUAGCUCUUCGCUCAGUUCGGCACACCCUCACCGUCCCUGAGCGCGGUUCGCCGCGCCCGCGCCAUCAUAGGCCAUGGCGCGGUCGCGAGCGCAAACCGCGCUUCCGCCCGCGAAUACCCCUCAUACCGACAUUGAAGCAGCUAAAAACGAAAAUUCUCAAUAAUAAGAUGAAUAUUUCAACAAAGUUUUUUAAUAAAUUUUGCGUUAAUCGCUAUGAAUCUUUACCAUAGGAAAUUCAAUUAGGAUGCUCAGAUCAGCCAUUUUAUAUUCAAAAAUACAUUCUUUCGUUUAACAAUCAAAAUAUUGCUUACGUUUGUUAUUAUAAUAUCAUAAUAAGACUGACAUUUUAAUCUGGUCUGUUUUAAAAUAUCAAUAAUUAUAAUUUCUUACUUGUAUUUUCUUGUGUCGAUUUACUCAAAAUAUCUGUUAACCUAAAAGUCUGAUAAUAACAUAACCGUUGACUGAAUAAUUAAGAAUAUUGUUUCGCUCGUUUGUUACUUAAAGGAUCAUUCCGUUACUGGAUUUAAAGGCAUAAGUACUAUGCCAGUAUUUAGUCUUACUUUUUUAACAAUUACAUUUUUAAUAUGUUAUUCUACUGAGUUUAUUAUUUUAUUAAGUUCUCUUAUAACAUGUUCUGCGUUCAUAUUUCCCUGAAGUACUAUGGCCUAUAAGACUUCAACACUUUGAACUGAGGUUAAUCUUUCUGACUUUAGUAGAAACUGCAAUAAGCCUUGCAUGUGGGGCGUUUUAAGCGCACCUUUUAAUAGCAAUAAUUGUAAAUAUUUUGAUAGAUAGGUUAAUUAUUAUAUGUUGAGACUUUUUGUAAUUUUUUAAGAGAGCUUUAUGCGGUUCGCCGCUUGUAAAUACGUGGUUAGUACGUAGGUUAUUUUGUGUGAAAUUAAAAAUUUCGCCCAUUUCUUCCUCCGAUGGAUCUUUAUCCUUUUCCCCCUUAGAAAUUUGUUACGGUGUUAUAAAUUAUAUGUGUGUCCAAAAUUUGCUGUUGUCCAUUUUUUUCUUCAUUACAUACCAACCUUUUCACUUAAUCUUUAGAUGCAUAUUUACAUGUUUAUAGAAUAUUAGUAAUUUAUAUAAAGUCAGCCAAAGGCAUAUGAGCAUAAUUAAUAAUAUGUGUUAUUCGAAAAUAAAGAUUUCUUAAAUGUGCUUAAUGUAACAGUGAUAAUUUUUUUUUUUUUUUAUUUUCUAACAAAUGGACAGCACUUGGAUAAAUUCAAUUAAUAUAAUUUCGAUUUAAAUCAUGUACUAGUCUAUUUAAAAAAAAUGUAAAUAUAUAGAUGUUUGUUACCUGUAUAUUGUAGAUAGAAUAUAUUUUCCUUUGACAUUUAUUGUAUAUUUAAUUUUAAUUAUUAAAAUUAAUGUCGAUAUUUUUAUUUUUAUGUUUUAAUCGCUCACGUAGACAUUGCAUUAAUUAGCAAUUUAAAUUGUUAUAAGAUUAAUUUAAUUUUUAAUGAUACAUUUAUUUUCCCUUGUGGUUUUAGCAUUAAUUUGCAGUACUGUAACUUUUUUUUAGCAAUAUUUAUAUUUUUUUAACCAACCUGUAAGUUUAAAAUUCUACAAACAAUGAAUUCUAAAUAAAUACAUCCAGAAUACUA
Molecule: messenger RNA, 4718 nt
Organism: Leptidea sinapis
Lineage: Eukaryota; Metazoa; Arthropoda; Insecta; Lepidoptera; Pieridae
Product: SAM and SH3 domain-containing protein 1-like
Exons: 13
Coding region: 71-3148 (1025 amino acids)
Molecular function (GO): protein binding
Source: RefSeq, a predicted model, not a curated record